AUAAAAAAUCAGAACUGAAUACUAUAGACCGAUCAACAGACACAUAUACAUAAUCUUUACACUAAAAAGUGAAAGUGAAAGAUUGAAUUGGUCAUGGCGGUGGUUACCAGUAAAGGGCUUGCGCUUCACGCAAGGAUCGAGAUACCGUAGGCGGCGAGACUUGCCGGACCGCUCGGGUAUUCCUCGGGCGAUCAAGCUCUAAUUCCUCACCCUGAACUUGCUCAUGAGUCGACUCAGAACCGCGGUGGGCUUUACUAGUAUUGCCGCCACCAGUCCCGUCUCCGUUGCCACGGUGUUCUAGCACUACAUCGCCGCCAUCGGCAUCACCGGAAGGUCCUUCGUGGUCGGCGGCGGCGUCGAGGAGUGUUAAGUCGUUUGGGUCCUCUUCCUUCAUCUUGGUUUCUCUCUCCAGUCUUUUCGUUUUCGUCACCUUCUCUCUCUACAAAUGCAACCGAUCUGGGUGAGCCAACCUUGACGAGGAUGAUAACCGAUCUGGGUUUUUGGAAAGAGCGGACAAAGUCACAUGGAAUGUAGUGGCUGGUCAAGGGGAGGUUGCCUUCGCGGUGGGCUCGAUCUAGGGUUUCAUUGACCUUGGAGAUGGUCCAAUUGUAGACGGAGAUGGGAAGCCUUUUUCGGCGGUUGCCUUCGCAAAGAGUGUAGAGGGCAGUUUAGGAAUCAAAAGAUAAUCUCUCGUGAUUAUUUUUUAACAUUCCAUUAAUUUAUGUUCUCGUGAUUAUUUAUAUUUACUAUUUUUAUUAUAAUUUUUUAAGAAAUAAAUCAAAAAAUACCUAAACACCCUACAAACCAAGGAACCAACUAACAGGUAGUUAUGGAGCCCACGUGUAAUAUGUAUGGAGUGUGUAUUCUUUUUGCAUAGUCGAAAGACUCCAAACAAUUAGUCCCAAAUUCUAGGGCUUUUUCGAUUGCUCUCACGCUGCUUCCAGUUUGUUUCGAUUCGUCGUAUGGGUCUCUUGCAGUUUCAACUACUGCUUAGUCUUUCUUGAGAUUCGUUCCUCGUCAAUAGCGCUCUUCAAACGAUUAGGUUUCGCAACUUGCUCUCUCCCCCAUUUCGUUUUUUUGUUGAUGAAACAUUUGAACGUAGACCUGUUCGAUCCUCAAACAACCAUGGAUUCGGACUUCUCUCCUGGCAGUGGGCGAUGUGAGUCGGGUUCUGAUUCGGAUUUCGCCUUCGCUUUCAACGACAGCAACUUCUCUGAUCGGGUUCUGAAAAUCGAGGUUGUGGCUGAUUUGCCCGAUACUAAAUCAGACGGCGACGGAGGUUGUAACACUAUCGCCGACUGGGCCCGAAAUCGGAAGCGAAGGAGAGAGGAAAUCAAGAAAGAAACUGCUGUAGAUAUGCUCUUGCACCAUGAUGAGCAGAUUUUGAGCUGUAACAUGCCGGACACAGAGGAUGGUGUUGUCUAUGAAAAUCAAGAUGAGGAAGUUGUUGCAAUGAUAGAGGAAUCACCCUCAGUUGUGGGAAUGAAUAUGAAUCAAGUUGGUGAUGAAGCUGUUCAGAGCACUGAUCCAUCGUGGAGUAUGGACUGUUCAACAGUUCUUCGAGUCAAGACUAUACACAUUAGCUCUCCAAUUCUGGCAGCAAAGAGUCCAUUUUUUUACAAGCUGUUUUCGAAUGGGAUGAGGGAGUCAGAGCAGCGACAUGUAACUCUACGAAUCCAUGCCUCUGAAGAAGCUGCCCUCAUGGAACUCCUGAAUUUUAUGUAUAGUAACACUUUAUCAACAACCACGCCUUCUGCUUUGCUGGAUGUGCUGAUGGCUGCGGACAAGUUCGAAGUUGCUUCAUGCAUGAGAUACUGCAGCCGGUUAUUGCGAAACUUGCCAAUGACUUGCGAGUCUGCCUUGCUCUAUUUGGAUCUCCCUUAUAGUGUUUUAAUGGCUGAUGCAGUUCAGCCACUGACAGAUGCGGCGAAGCAGUUUCUUGCUGCACGUUACAAGGACAUAACUAAGUUCCAAGAGGAGGUAUUGAACUUGCCUUUAGCCGGAAUUGAAGCGGUACUAUCCAGUGAUGAUCUACAGGUGGCUUCAGAGGAUGCUGUUUAUGAUUUUGUGCUAAAGUGGGCCCGCAGUCAUUACCCAAAACUGGAGGAACGGCGAGAAGUCCUAGGCUCACGUCUUGGUCGUCUUAUCCGUUUCCCAUACAUGACUUGCAGAAAACUGAAGAAAGUUCUAACGUGCAAUGACUUUGAUCCUGAACUUUCAUCUAAGGUUGUCCUUGAGGCUCUUUUUUUUAAGGCCGAGGCACCAUAUCGGCAGCGAUCCCUUGCUGCAGAGGAGGCUAAUGCCACAUUUCGUCGGUUUGUAGAGCGGUCAUACAAGUACCGUCCAGUUAAGGUGGUGGAGUUUGAACUGCCUCGUCAGCAGUGUAUUGUGUACCUAGACCUGAGACGGGAGGAGUGUGCACAUCUGUUUCCAUCUGGCCGGGUCUACUCACAGGCUUUCCAUCUUGGUGGGCAGGGGUUUUUCCUGUCUGCCCACUGCAACAUGGACCAACAAAGCUCAUUUCAUUGCUUUGGGCUGUUUCUAGGAAUGCAAGAGAAGGGAUCAGUGUCUUUUGCAGUUGACUAUGAGUUUGCAGCGAGGUCAAAGCCGGCUGAAGAGUAUGCGAGCAAGUAUAAAGGAAACUACACAUUUACUGGAGGAAAAGCUGUUGGGUAUAGGAACCUGUUUGGUAUACCUUGGACUGCUUUCAUGGCUGAGGAUAGCCUUUAUUUCAUCAAUGGUAUCCUCCAUCUCAGGGCUGAGCUUACCAUCAGGCAAUGAGUCUUCUCCAAAGACUUGUCUCACGGAGCUUUCAUUUAUGUUUCUUUGUUUAACAUUGCUCUUAGUUCUUAGAUGACAGGAUGUGGAGUAGGUACAAUUUGUCUUGCAGGCUCGAUGAUUAGGGUUAAUAGUAGGGAUUCGGGGUCAGAUGGGAUCCUAAGCUACUUGAAAUGAAUGCUUUUGUAUUAAGCCAUUGUGUAUAUAACAUAUAUAUAUAUAUAUAUAUAUAUAUAUAUAUAUAUAUAUAUAUAUAUAUGUACUUGCAUGUCAUCUUUGUACCUCAUAUUACACAUUUCCAUCUGAAUCAAAAACUGGUUUAUAUUGUGUG
Messenger RNA from Cornus florida, 3109 nucleotides. RefSeq names its product BTB/POZ domain-containing protein POB1-like. Gene Ontology annotation, cellular component: nucleus. Gene Ontology annotation, biological process: response to red light. The coding region runs from base 1084 to 2781 and encodes 565 amino acids. Gene Ontology annotation, molecular function: protein binding. NCBI's taxonomy places the organism in Eukaryota, Viridiplantae, Streptophyta, Magnoliopsida, Cornales, Cornaceae. The transcript has 6 exons. The record is from RefSeq and is a predicted model, not a curated record.